Messenger RNA from Lingula anatina, 3241 nucleotides. RefSeq names its product innexin unc-9 pseudogene. NCBI's taxonomy places the organism in Eukaryota, Metazoa, Brachiopoda, Lingulata, Lingulida, Lingulidae. The record is from RefSeq and is a predicted model, not a curated record.
GAGGGCGGUUUGGAAGUUUCAGCUGUGAGCUGUGAGUUAUCAGCAAAUCAUCAUGGUAGUCUGGGAUAUAGCCAGCAAUUGCAAAAGGAGGGGAGGGUUCUUUUUCUGAAAAAGUGAACCUUUCAUCGAGAAACAUACACGUUGGCAUAGAACCUAGAUCAAACUUUAUUUCAAAGUGGACCGUCUCUUGACCAAAAGGGUGGUUCGUUCGAAUCUCAAAGAAACUACUUCUACGUGCCUCACAUUGCGGUCUUCCCAGACAUGAAAGUUGUUAUUGCUUUGGUAAAGGUAACAAGUUCUCCAAACAAGUGGGAAUGGCUUUUGUUGUGCUACCUGGCGGAGCUAAGAUUACACAACUAUCCCUGCUCUGAGAUCAUGUAACAAAAGCUAUUUAGAAGUAAUCACGCGCCAGUUUGGCAGGGUCAGGCUGUAAACCCCGCGGGGGACACCCCAUUAUCUGCGCUUGUCUAGUUACGGGGCAUUCAGCUUUUAAAAAUCUUAUGUAUAUCUGACAAUCUGCAAUGCACGAAUUCAAAUGGCAUAGUAAUUGGACUUCACUGAAAUGGGAAGGAGUUUAAUAUUCUGACUAAAGAAGACCAUUCAGGAUGCCCAGCCCACCAAUGGGUGAACGUGACACCACAAACACUACAAUGAGUACAUAAAUUAUACGGAAGCGUCACGUCUUGGCCGAUUUCGUCAUUUCCGCCUGUCACGUAGCUACGCCUACUAAGUGUAUCGAGUGAGAUGUGGUAGAUUAUUCAGCACAGACCGAGAACUAUAUUGACAAGCCAGCUGCGAAAAAGUUUAAGAAGUUCUGUAAAAGUAGCUAGCCAGAAACUGUACUAUACAGUGGUCACCUAGAAAGGAUGGCCCCGUUCGUCGGGAUCCUGUCCGGUGUGUGGAAGGGCAUCCACAGUGACGAUGACUUCUUCGAUCGUCUCAACCACCGUAUCACCUCCCUCAUCCUCAUAGUAUUUGCCAUGCUGGUGGGUAGCAAGCAAUAUGUCGGCGACCCCAUCGUGUGCUGGGUGCCUAAGGUAUUCACAGGGGGCCACAAGAAGUACGCCAACAACUACUGCUGGAUCAAAAACUCGUACUUCAUGCCGUUUGAGGAACGUAUCCCCAACCCCGAGCUUCCCCGGGCACACAUCGGCUACUACCAGUGGGUGGCCCUGGUGCUCCUCCUUCAGGCGUUGUUGUUUUACAGUCCUCGUAUUUUCUGGAGACUCAUGAGUGACGGUGCUGGCAUAGACUUCAACAUGAUCGUGAAAGCUAUCUGGGCGCCCAAGUUGUUGGAUCCCGAGAAAAGAAAGGAGGUGAUUGGGACGGUUGUGAAUCACCUGGACCGCUUCUUGUGCCUCAAGCAAGACUACCACAAGAACAAGUGCUCCCGCUUCAAGGAGAAGUUCACAAAUUUGAUCUGCCCGUUCUUGGGCAAGCAGUAUGGCAACUAUCUGUUCUUCUUGUACCUGUGGGUGAAAUGCAUGUACGUGUGUAAUGCUAUAGGGCAGUUGUUUCUCCUCAAUGCGUUUCUUGGCUCUAUGUUUCACGUGUACGGUUUCCAGGUACUGUCGGAGCUGACUACUAAGAUGGAGUGGUAUCAGACCGGCAGAUUCCCGCGUGUCACUCUGUGUGACUUCAACAUACGGCAACUGGGAGGGAACAUCCAUCGCUGGACUGUACAGUGCGCUCUACCUAUCAACUUGUUCAACGAGAAGAUCUACAUGUUCUUGUGGUUCUGGAUGGUGUACGUGGCUAUUGCAACGGUAUGGGGCAUGAUUUCGUGGUUUAGCUUCCUCUACCGACGAGAGAGAAAGGCCUACAUCGCCAAGUUCCUUAAACGUAUGGGCAUCAUCUCCUCAACCAGCACCGGCGAUGGGAAAUUGGUACGGAAGUUCAUUACGCGGUACCUGCGUCCCGACGGGGCGUUUAUCCUUAACCUGGUGGGUAGAAACACCAAUGAUAUCGUCAUAGGAGAGCUGGUGGCAGCGCUGUGGGAGAAAUUCAAGAAGGAUCGCGCUCAUCUGCUUACCGACAGAGGCCUUGACGAAGAAGGAAAUCACAAAAUGGACAAGAUGCUUGAAGAUGCUGUGUGAACAUUUUAAAUGUUUAGCAGAGUUAAUAUAACAGUCCCGGUGUGGAGUUCACACCAUUGCAACAAGGGAGGCAUUGCUACCCAUUACUUCGGGGUCAUGAUCUCACCAUUGGUGUGAAAAUUCCACUUUUUAAGGUGCAUCCAUCCCAUACUGACUGAUUUAAUUUGAGUGUCAAAGAAAUAGCAGUUGUAGGUUAGUUCGUAUUUAGCUAUUUUGUACCUAACAGGAUACAGUAUUCUCUCACGUUUUGACUUAAUUUGUUAAUCCAUUAAGUACGCUCUCUACACGUAACCUAUCGAACUGAGAUCUCGUGGUGAAAAUUGGUAUUCAGGUUUCAGACUAGUCCAACGUUUAUUUCUGUAGCAGUAGUGUAUUCUUGAUUAUACAAGGUCUAAACAUCGAUGACACCACUUCAGUAUGUGUAAAACUAAGUAUUAUCAAAGUGUAAUGACAGUGCCUUUUCACAAAGUAACUGGACCGGACGUAUUACAUUAACAUGUGCUGUAAUUGAAAGGGAUGACGAGAGAUAACAUUUUUUUAACUCAUAUACCAUUUCCAAACCAAGCUGUAGCAUUCCGUAUUUGCUCAAAGGUGUCCGAGAAAGUGCGACAUCAUUUAAAUAACUGCAUUUAUGUUUGAGGUCAGUAUUUACGACAGGAAGUAUUUGUGUAUUCAUAAGCGAGUAUCUGUCUCGUGAAAUGAUAUUCAUUUCACUUCAUGGAAUCUCAUGCUUGAGACUUUUUUAAAGGGUUCAUUAUUUUUUUAAGUUGAAUCUCCAUUCCCUGCAGCUUGACUUUGCUAAUGACAUUUUUGAAGCGAAAUCCAGGAGUAUAUUUUAAAUGUAACUUGUAUACUUAUGCUCAAAAACCGCUCUAGAAUAUAUUCUAAAAAGAUAAAACGAGAAAACAAUUUUUUAAAAAAGAUAAUUUUACUUUUUGAAGUGGUUUGAUUUGGUUCAAUAUCUUGUCCUUACCACUAGAGUAUUAUUUGUUCGGUUAAAGUUAGCGUUAGAUGUUGAUUAAUAAAACGAAGUGUUAGAUGAUAAUUGAUAAAAAGAUACAAUCAAAAACCGUAGUGUAUUCUGUUUCUUUUGGUUAUUGACGUUAUUGACGUUUUAACAAUAAAUAUAAAAUAUACAGAUUUGA